AUGCUACUUAGGACAAUAUCAAAAUCUCGAAUAUUAUCACGUAAUGCACAGUCAUGGAGUAGAUUUACCUUCCCUAUAAAUAGCCGAUGCUAUUCGAUAUUAACCAAUACUUCAUCUCAUCAUGCAAAGAAUCAUAUAAACCCAGCGUCAUUGGUGGCAAAAAGAAAUAUCGGAUUUAUAAAGAUUAUAGCUAGGGCGGGUAAAGUUCCAGCGUACAUAGGUGGUACAUUUGCUGCAGGGGGAUCUUACGUUGCUUACAAAGUAGAUCAGGCAUCGAAUUAUGCCCAAGAUAAGUUGUCUACAAUAAAGGAUUUCACAGAUGGGUUUUUCAGUAGUACUGGGGAUUUCUUCAAAGGAAUGAGCAGUGGAGAGAAUGCUACGUCGGGUGGUGGAGAUGGAGGUAACGGAGGAGAUACUGCUACGGCGGUGGGGGCUACAGCAGCAGCGGUAGGCUUUUCCUCAGAUGAAGAUUCGGAUACAGCAGCAGAAGAUGACAACACAGAAGAUUACGAAGAUGAAGAAACAUUAAUUGAUGACGAUGACGACGAUGACUUAGAAAAUGACGAAACUGACGACGAGAUGUUAACCUUAACACGUCAAAUGAUUGAAAUAAGGAAUUUGUUAUCCACCAUUGAUCAUUCGGACAGUUUAAGAUUGCCAUCCAUAGUUGUUAUUGGUUCCCAAUCAAGUGGUAAAUCGUCUGUAUUAGAAUCUAUAGUCGGUCAAGAAUUCUUACCAAAGGGAUCUAAUAUGGUUACUAGAAGACCAAUUGAAUUAACAUUAAUUAACACCCCUGAUGCAGCAGGCGAAGCUGCCGAGUUUCCUGCUUUGAAAAUGCAUAAUUUGACAGAUUUUGAACAGGUGCAGAAGGUUCUUUUUGAUUUAAAUAUGGCUGUCCCAGAACUGGAAUGUAUUUCAAAUGAUCCAAUUCAGAUCACUAUUAGAUCACCAAAGGUUCCUGAUUUAUCAUUAGUUGACUUACCAGGUUAUAUUCAGAUAGAGGCAGCUGACCAACCUGUUGAAUUGAAGCAGAGAAUUAGACAAUUAUGCAAUAAAUAUUUAGAAGCUCCUAAUAUAAUUUUGGCUAUUUCUGCGGCAGAUGUGGAUUUGGCCAACUCGGCAGCUCUUAGAGCAGCCAAAAUGGCCGAUCCUCGUGGUGAAAGAACUAUUGGAGUUGUAACUAAGUUAGAUUUAGUUGAGCCUGAAAGAGCAAGAAAUAUAUUAGUGAAUAAAAAGUACCCUUUAAAGAUGGGAUAUGUUGGUGUGAUAACAAAGGCUCCCAACCCCGUGAAACAUUCUAGUGGGAUAUUUUCUCGAAAGCAACUUACUGGCUACCAAGCUUUUGUAGCUCAGCAGAAUUUUGAACACACUUAUUUAAAAGAACAUAAGGAUGAAUUUUUUGGAACAGUAAAUGGCACUCGCAACUUGAAGAAGAAAUUAAUGAAAGUAUUGGAAAAGUCAAUGGCUGCGUCCUUGAGACCUACCCAUUAUGCUAUUCAGCAAGAAUUGGAAGAAACAUCAUAUCAGUUCAAAGUUGAAUUCAAUGACCGUCCUUUAACACCGCAAAUGUAUUUGGCUAAUAAUAUUGAUAUUUUAAAGUUAUCCACUACAAAAUUAAGCCAAAACUUUUCCCGUCGUGAAUUGAGAUCUUUAUUGAAAAAUGAAAUUGAUCAAAAAGUUUUGGAUUUAUUAGCAGAGAGGUAUUGGAAUAAGCCAUUUUCUUUGAAAGACAGUCACAUAAAUGUAGAACCAGACUUGAGAGAAUUGUCAGCCAUCAGUAAUAUUGAUGACGACGUUUAUUGGCAUAAGAAAUUAGAUUUGGCUACAAAUUCUUUAACAAAACUAGGUAUUGGUAGGUUAUCAACAAGCUUGGUUACUAAUGCCAUUAUUACUGAGAUUGAAAAUUUAGUUGAUAACAUUGAAUUGCGUAAUCAUCCAUUGGCCAAGGCUGCAGUAAGAGAUGCAGCUAAAUCAGUUUUGAGUGCCAAAUACUUCUCUACGGCUGAUCAAGUAGAAAAUUGCAUUAAACCUUACAAAUAUGAAAUUGAAAUAGAAGAUAGAGAAUGGCAAUCAAGUCGUGAAAACGCUGUUAAUCUUUUGAAAGAAGAAAUGAGGCAAUGUGAUGAAGCUUUUUCGCUGUUAAAGAAACAGAUUGGGGGUAGAAAGUUGCAACAAGUCAUUGCUUACUUGGAGAAGUUAAAUAAACAAAAGACAAUUGAAAUUGAUUUUAAUUCUAAUGAUGCCUUAGGAUUUUCACCAAACUUGAUCCAAAGGGGACAGGAUGCUAUCUUUUUGAAAGAUAGAUUGUCGUUAUUAAAGAUGAGGUAUCAAUUUGUAAAGAAUUCUAAAAAGUGCAAAAAGAAAGAAAACAAAUAUCAAUGUCCUGAGAUAUUCUUGGAUGCAGCGUCAACAAAAUUAACGUCUACAGCAAUAUUGUUCUUGAAUGUUGAAUUAUUAAGCGAUUUUUAUUAUAACUUCCCUAGAGAAUUGGACUUAAAAUUCUUUAAUAAUUUAUCUAAAGAGGAAAUUGAAACUUUUGCCAAAGAAGAUCCUAAGAUUAAAAAGCAUAUCGAAUUGCAAGAAAGAAAGGAUUUAUUGGAAACCGCUUUAAAUAAAAUUGAAGGUGUAUUGGCAAUUCAAAGAAAUAAGAUUAAUCAGUUGAAUAAAGAAGAUAGUAAUAAAAAAUCAGAUUCUUUCUUAUUCAACUGGAGAAGCUGA
Messenger RNA from Debaryomyces fabryi, 2718 nucleotides. Its product is annotated as dynamin-related GTPase. The coding region runs from base 1 to 2718 and encodes 905 amino acids. The transcript has a single exon. The record is from RefSeq and is a predicted model, not a curated record. Gene Ontology annotation, molecular function: GTP binding; microtubule binding; GTPase activity. NCBI's taxonomy places the organism in Eukaryota, Fungi, Ascomycota, Pichiomycetes, Serinales, Debaryomycetaceae. Gene Ontology annotation, cellular component: cytoplasm; membrane; microtubule.